AUGAUUCCCCAGCAGUCCCCUCUCCAUAUCCCCUAUGAUGACGACGGACAAUUUGACCCACCAAUAUUUAAAAGCCCACCAGUCAUGUCAGGUAUUGCAUUGAGCCGGCUUGCUCAGGAGCGCAAAGCGUGGCGGAAAGACCACCCUUUUGGCUUUGUGGCUGUGCCCACGAAAAAUCCAGAUGGAACAAUGAACUUGAUGAACUGGGAAUGUGCCAUUCCUGGGAAGAAGGGGACCCCAUGGGAAGGAGGCUUGUUCAAACUGCGGAUGCUGUUCAAGGAUGACUAUCCUUCCUCGCCCCCAAAGUGUAAAUUUGAGCCUCCGCUCUUCCAUCCUAACGUGUAUCCGUCAGGCACAGUAUGCCUAUCCAUUCUAGAAGAGGACAAGGACUGGAGACCCGCCAUCACCAUCAAGCAGAUCCUAUUAGGAAUACAGGAACUCUUAAAUGAGCCAAAUAUCCAGGAUCCAGCACAAGCAGAGGCAUACACAAUUUACUGCCAAAACAGAGUAGAAUAUGAAAAAAGAGUUCGAGCACAGGCCAAAAAAUUCUCCCCUUCGUAAGGGUGAAGGCUUGGCUUCGGCAGAAGGAAUGGGUCAAACGCGGAUCACCUCACCUCUGUUUCUCUAUGAAUGUGCCCCUCUCACAUCGGGACUUGCUUAUAAGGACUUCUAUUUAAAACUGAUACAUUCUGUGCCAUCCUCUUUUCCUUUUUUUGUUCUUUACCUCUGGGUUGGAGUGUGGCAGGCGCUGGGAUGAAAUGGGAGCCGUAGCACCCCGGCCGCUUCCUUUUUUUAGCCGUAUUACUUGUCUUGUGGUGCGAGGGACAGAGCACAGUACCGGUUUUGCCAUCGACUCAAAAUAAGCCUCUUUUGAGGAAGAGAACGUCUUGGUUGUCUUUGUCUUUUGUUUAAUUUCUCUCACAGGGUCUGUUCCUUUAAAAAAAAAAAAAAAAACACCCCUCUUGUAUUUUCCUUGAUUUUUAAUUCUGUAAAAUUAGCUAUUUACUUAAAUGUCAGUAUUUCAACUGCUGUAUAAUUAGUGGCACUUUUUAUACUGUAUUAUCUCACUAGUUUCUCUAGAAUGCUCGGUCUGAUUCUCUUAUGCAGGUUUUCUAUUCAGCAUGCUGUAAUAUAAAAUAAUCUGCUGUCUUUUUUUCUUUUGUUAUUUGUAGUGUUUGCAAAUUUUUUUAUGGCCUCGUCUCAAUGCAGGUAGGCUUACUUCUGUAUUAAACUCUAUUUAUAGGGUGCUUUGUUCAUGUACGUGUUAGACUAAAUAAACCCUUUCUAUAAAG
This is a messenger RNA of Oncorhynchus mykiss (rainbow trout), 1292 nucleotides long. RefSeq names its product ubiquitin-conjugating enzyme E2Ib (gene ube2ib). The record is from RefSeq and is a predicted model, not a curated record. Lineage: Eukaryota; Metazoa; Chordata; Actinopteri; Salmoniformes; Salmonidae.